Molecule: messenger RNA, 2154 nt
Organism: Ceratitis capitata (Mediterranean fruit fly)
Lineage: Eukaryota; Metazoa; Arthropoda; Insecta; Diptera; Tephritidae
Gene: Dus3
Product: tRNA-dihydrouridine(47) synthase [NAD(P)(+)]-like
Exons: 6
Coding region: 206-2020 (604 amino acids)
Biological process (GO): tRNA processing
Molecular function (GO): RNA binding; flavin adenine dinucleotide binding; tRNA dihydrouridine synthase activity
Source: RefSeq, a predicted model, not a curated record
GUUAGCAUAAGAACAAAUAUUUUAUCAGAAUAUCUAGAAUUAUUUUCCAAAUGAAAAUAUUUCUUGCAGAAUUACAAGUCUGGCCAUUUCGACGGCUGCAUUCUAAUUGUUCUAAACGCCAACACGUGCUACUGCUUGUUUAAUGCAUUAUUUACCUUGGUUUGGUGCAAUAUUUCGAAGAGCGUAUAUAUAAAUAAACAAAUAAAUGGAGCCUGGAAUUUGCUAUAUCAAAGAAGAGUAUCUGGUGCCGGAGAAUAGAAAGCCAACAAUAUCGGCGGAAUCUGCUGAGCAGGACAACAAAAGAAAAUCAGCUGAACAAAAUGAUAAUGAAGUGGGAAAAGCACAAAAAUAUCAAAAGACAAGUAAAAAGGAACGUAAGCGUGGUCAAAAUAAAAACCGUCCAGUAUUCAAGCAGGACAGCGCGUUAUCUUUAUGUCACUCCUUAAUGAAUGGUCCGGAUUUGGAAAAAUGCCCACACCCAAAUUGCCGAUAUGUGCAUGACUUAACUGCAUACUUGGCAUCUAAGCCCGAAGAUUUGGCUGAAAAAUGUCCAGUUUUUGAUGCUUUAGGAUAUUGUGCACGCGGAGUGACUUGUCGCUUUGCUAAAGCACAUCUAGAUGCGGACGGGCGUAAUAUUAAGUCCUCGGAUUAUGACGAAAAUAAAGCGCGCACAAGUGUUAAUGGCAUAACAAGUGAACUUCAAGUUCGUCUGCGUAAACGUGAGUACGAUUUUACACUGUGCAAAGAAUUAGUUAAUAAAGCGGAUAAAUUGCGCGAUGAACGAAAAAAGAAAUUAGAUAAUGGCGCGGAUAAACCGGAAGAUGAGAGCAAUACAACUGACACUAAAGAUGCUGCUGAAGAAACGGCAGUUUUGAAGAUACAUAUUGCCACUGACAAACCGCUUGGUGCAGUCGUCGAUGACGCAGAUACGGCCGGACGUGAUGCGGCACGAAAACCACCUGUUGAUUUCACAGAAAAACUCAUACUCUCCCCAUUAACUACCGUAGGAAAUUUACCAUUUCGGCGUAUCUGCAAGGAAUUCGGCGCUGAUAUAACAUGUGGUGAAAUGGCUUGUGCUGUACCCAUUGUCAAAGGACUGACACAAGAAUGGGCGCUUACAAAGCGACACAUAAGCGAAGAUGUAUUCGGCGUACAAAUUUGUGGUAAUAAUCCAAAUAUUAUAGCACAAGCUGCACAAUUACUUCAAGAAACAACUAGUAUUGACUAUAUUGAUCUCAAUAUUGGUUGCCCAAUUGAGCUAAUCUACCAGCAUGGUGGUGGUAGUGCGCUUAUGCGGCGCACUAACAUACUUGAAACAAUUGUACGCUCCUGUUCAACGCUAUCAUCUCAAAUACCAUUCACGGUAAAGAUGCGUACAGGCGUUUAUGCGGAUAAAAGUGUGGCACACGAACUGUUGCCAUUGGUGGAGGAGUGGGGUGCAGCGGCAGUGACGUUACAUGGGCGCUCGCGUGAGCAACGUUAUACCAAAAGCGCCAAUUGGCAGUACAUUGAAGAAUGUGCGGCGAAAGCAAAGCAUAUGCCGGUUAUAGGUAAUGGUGAUAUUUUAAAUUUCGAGGACUACAACGAGAAAAGGAAAAUGGCGCCACAUGUUUCCUCCGUUAUGAUUGGACGCGGUGCUUUAAUCAAACCGUGGAUUUUCAAAGAAAUCAAAGAACAAAAACCAUGGAACCCAAAUUCCAGCGAACGCUUUGAACUUCUACGCAAAUAUGUCAACUAUGGCUUAGAGCACUGGGGCUCUGAUACAAAAGGUGUAGAGAAUACACGUCGUUUUCUACUGGAAUGGCAAUCAUUUCUAUACCGUUAUAUACCAUAUGAACUUUUGGCCCAACCACCGCAGCAAAUCAAUCAACGACCGCAAAAGUUUCGUUGUCGUGAUGAAAUGGAAACGCUUAUGAGCUCACCCAAUUCCGCGGAUUGGGUGCGUUUAAGUGAAAUGCUUUUGGGACCAGUACCUGUUGGUUUUGAAUUUGUGCCAAAGCAUAAAGCUAAUGCAUACUAGAUAUUAAGUAUUUAAAUGCGUGUGCAUGAUAAAUAUUAGGCAAGCAAAUUUUCUUACAUACAUACAUAGAUAUAUACAUAUGUAUAUAGAUAACAUUGUUUUUGUGUAUUAUUAAGCGUUGAUAUUUAUAUUUC